Danio aesculapii is the source of this 3013-nucleotide messenger RNA. It is a transcript of the gene il17rc, whose product is annotated as interleukin 17 receptor C. Lineage: Eukaryota; Metazoa; Chordata; Actinopteri; Cypriniformes; Danionidae. The coding region runs from base 375 to 2594 and encodes 739 amino acids. Gene Ontology annotation, molecular function: interleukin-17 receptor activity. The transcript is spliced from 15 exons. The record is from RefSeq and is a predicted model, not a curated record.
UCUGUCAUUCACAGACACACCUGAGCCUCGUGCGUACUGUACGUCAGGUGACUUUACCGGACACAAAUCUACUUUUCAUGUAGGACCAGGAGCUGAAAUGAGAUAUUAAAGAGCUUGAAAGGUUUAUAUCAGUGGAUGUUAAAGGGUCGUUUUCUGUUUACUUUCUUCAGGUAACUUGGACAUUAUGCUGCAUUGCUGCGAGUUUUCGCGCUUCCUGCUCGGCGAGACUCGAGUAAUACCCGGACUGGAGAUUUGGACUUUGUAUCCGAACUGAUCAACAAUGGUCCUUUCUGAUCAAGUUAAAGGAUAUACAGCGAAGUAUAUGUAAUCUAUGGGAUUUUGUUGUGAAGUAGUUUCGGUUAAACGCUUGUUGGAUGCGACAGCGAAACUGUUACGCAAUGAAUUCGACGUCGUUUAUAUUAAAGCUGCUUUUAUUGGCCGGUACCUGUGUGUGUUCAAUGGAGCGGGUCACACACCGUCCAGAAAACAACAUCAUCUGUCCUCAGACUCUUUUAAACUGCAGCUUGGGACACACAAACCCUCUCAGCGCUGCUGAUGUAACCUGUUGCCCUGCCUCUGUAUGUCAUGCUGUGACCGUCAAGCCCAAACUGUGCUGUUACAAUGAGGAUUGCAAACCAUGUUUUUGGAUCAACAUCCAGUUGAGCUUCAUUGAAGAUACAAAGGAUGUUAGUGAUGGAUCAGUAUAUGAAGGAUCUGAAGAAAACAGCGGAGAGGAUUCGGAAUAUGAGUCUAUAUCAAAUGAUCAUACGCAAUGCCAAAUGAAAGAAAACUUUAAUUGUGAAGAACACACAGAUGAUAAAGUUACUAUUGCAGUUUGUUACCAAUCAGCUGAAAGCAAUGAAAUGCGGUGCAAGAGAUUAGACUUCACUGUGGUUUCUUCUGAAAGGCACAAACCUCUCAGUCUGACUCUGGUGGAGUAUGAAGAUGUUCACUUUGGCAGAAAAAUGACAAUCACGGUUGGAUCGAAGAAAACGGAAGCUGAAGUUCCUACAUUAAAAACAGUGUGUUCCUCACCAGACCUCUUCAAGAACAUACAGCAGUGUAAAGGUCUUAGAAUUCAGACUAAAACGCACAAGGGCCUGGAUAAGAUGAUAUUGAUCAUUAAAGAUGAGGGAGCUUCUCAACCCUUGUACACAUGCAUGAAACGCGGAAGAGAAGGAAAAUGCUGGGUCAGUGAACUCGCAAUUUUUUCUGUCCAAAUAACUCACAGCCUGAGGACUUGCUGCAUACUUACUGAGAACGCACUGUACAAACCUGUUUGUUCUUUCUGUCGUCUACCCCUUCUUGGUAAUGUAUGUUAUACUUUAUUUGUCUUUCAGCCCCUGCCAAAUAACAGCAUUCCACUGGCAUCAAUCACAGACUGCAUCUGUUUUCAGGCUUGGAAGCAAGAUUCCGAACGUUCUGAAAUCUGUCCCUUUGAAGGGCAUAAAACAGAAUUCAGAGCCAAUGUCUUGAGAAACACAUCAGUGUCUGUUGUCCACAUGAAGACAAAUGACAAUGAGCCGAUGCUGAGCUGGAAUUUAACAUCCCCCUGCAGGAUCAGUGCUGAGCUGUGGCCGUGUCUCCUGCAGGCGGAUGGAGAAUGCAGAGAAGUUAAAGGAUUUAGGCAGCAGUGCUGUAACACCUGGACAGAAAACAGCACUAAACUAUGGGCAUCCGGGUCGUUCGUGAAGAUCAGGUCUGAAAAUCAGCAGCCUCUCUGCGUAAUGCUUAAAGUGGAUGAAGAGAUUGUGCAGUACUGUCAACAUUCCUUGGAGCGGCAGUACUGGAGUCUUCUUCUUCUCCUGCCGCUGAUCGUUGUUUGUCUGACUGUUGUUGGAGGACUUCUGCUGGUGAACAAAAUCAAAUGGUCUCUGAGCGAAUGGGACAGACGUUACUCUCAAGAUACAAGAGGACAGGUGUUAUUGCUCCAUUGCCCUGCCAACAACUCACAUCUGGUGUGUAAACUGGGCCAGUUGCUUUCUGAGUUGGGUUUUGGAGUAUUUCUUGACUUAUGGAAUCUAGCAGAUCUUGGUUCACGUGGUCCGGCAGCGUGGCUCCAUUCUAAGCUCGAUCACAUCAAGAAACAUGGAGGCAAAGCCCUGCUUUUGCUUUCUCAAUCAACACUACAGAGAGCCGAAUUGUACUGGGAUGCUGCAGUGGAAGGUCAAAACAAUCCGGAAACAAACUGCUCAGAUACAUUAGCUUCAGCUCUGGGGUGCAUUUUUGCCGACCGCCAAAAGGGCGACGACGUGCAGCGGUUCAUUCUUGUGCACAUAGACUCUCCUGAACUUCUCGUCAAUGUGGAGAGUGACCUCCCAAAACUGUUGAGAGGCCUGCCACUCUAUAAACUGCCCUCGCAGGCUCAGGGAUUAUUAGCAGAACUGUGUUUGGAGAAACCAAAUAAUGUGAACGGGAAGCUGAAGAAGAUGUGGUGGAUGAAAAGGGCACAGAGCAAGUUGGCUACAGGAACGCAGAACUUUUGUAAAAUGACAAGAGUGAGGACUGAAUCCAUGAACACCCAGACAGAUUCACUCAGUGUCGACAUGGAAGACACAGAGGAGAGAGUUUGUCUCAGACAUGAACUGCACUGACGUGUUGUUUGUAUGGACUAUGACAUUAUAUGAAAAAUACACAUGUCCAAAAAGGUACUAUAUCUAAAAAAAAUUAUGUUGAUGGUGUGCUUUUCUGGGCAUAAAUGUAAAUUUACAGGUUUUUGAUAUGUGGUUUAGUGGCUCUAUAGGAAUGUCACUGUGGUGUUGUGCAAACAAAGACUUACAUAUAUGUACAUGACCUAAAGUAGGUCUGUAUGGGAAAUGUUUACAUGAGGAAAUUGAAAAGUGCAGACACUGCAGGAAGAACUUUAGACAAAAGAGGUAAAGACUUCAAAUUCCAAGAUGCGAAUUCCAGUGUUGGGUUUAAAUUCCUGUGCUGGGUAAAGUUACUUGUAAAAGUAAUAUAUUACAAUCUUGAGUCAAUUAAAAACUGUGUCCUAGAUUCUUUUUAAGGAAAA